GGGGCGGGCUCAGGGAGUCGGGGCGAGUCCGAGCUCGUCACCCCCUCGUGCUGCGGUGGUCGCUCGCGUCCCGCCGGCCUGCUCCGUGUCGCCGUGCACUGCUGCGGCCGCCGCGGAACCAUGGCUGUGCUCGUCGUGCUCUUGUCCUUCUUGGUGGCGGGUGUCUUAGGGAACGAGUUUAGUAUAUUAAGAUCACCAGGGUCUGUUGUUUUCCGGGAUGGAAAUUGGCCCAUACCAGGAGAGCGAAUCCCAGACGUGGCUGCAUUGUCCAUGGGCUUCUCUGUGAAAGAAGACCUUUCUUGGCCGGGACUCGCAGUGGGUAACCUAUUCCACCGUCCUCGGGCUACCGUUAUGGUGAUGGUGAAGGGAGUGGACAAGCUUGCUCUACCUCCAGGCAGUGUCAUUUCGUACCCUUUGGAAAAUGCAGUUCCUUUUAGUCUUGACAGCGUUGCAAAUUCCAUUCACUCCUUAUUUUCUGAAGAAACUCCUGUAGUUUUACAGUUGGCUCCCAGUGAGGAAAGAGUGUACAUGGUGGGGAAGGCAAACUCAGUUUUUGAAGAUCUCUCAGUAACGCUAAGACAGCUCCGUAAUCGACUGUUUCAAGAAAACUCUGUUCUCAGUUCACUUCCCCUCAAUUCUCUGAGUAGGAACAAUGAAGUUGAUCUGCUUUUUCUUUCUGAACUGCAAGUGCUACAUGAUAUUUCAAGUUUGUUGUCUCGACAUAAGCAUCUAGCCAAGGAUCAUUCUCCUGAUUUAUACUCACUGGAGCUGGCAGGUUUGGACGAAAUUGGGAAACGUUACGGGGAAGACUCUGAACAAUUUAGAGAUGCUUCUAAGAUCCUUGUUGAUGCUCUACAAAAGUUUGCAGAUGACAUGUACAAUCUCUACGGUGGGAACGCAGUGGUAGAGUUAGUGACUGUCAGAUCGUUCGACACAUCCCUUGCGAGGAAGACUAGGACUAUCCUUGAGGCAAAACAAGCGAAGGACCCAUCAAGUACCUAUAACCUCGCAUAUAAGUAUAAUUUUGAAUAUCCAGUGGUUUUCAACAUGAUACUUUGGAUAAUGAUCGCCUUGGCCUUGGCUGUGAUUAUUACCUCUUACAAUAUUUGGAACAUGGAUCCUGGAUAUGAUAGCAUCAUUUAUAGGAUGACAAACCAGAAGAUUCGAAUGGAUUGAACUUUCCUUAUGCCAACUUAGAAAAGGGGUUUGGAAAAAUCAGCUGUUUGGAAAUCGGCUAUAUCUUUUAGUGUAAAGUAGAUAGUAUGAAUUUAUAAAAAAGCAGGUUGUGUUCUCUAUUUUGUGUGCUUCUCUAUUUUGUGUGCCUGUGAUGUUCUUUAUAGUAUUGAUGUGAGUUGAUUUGUGAUAUAGGUUCCAUAAUAUGCUCAAUAGGUUCCAUAAUAUGCUCAAUACUAUGAUUGAUAUAACCAUUUAAUAUUUGGAAACAUGCACUAAAUGUAAAACA
This is a messenger RNA of Physeter macrocephalus (sperm whale), 1462 nucleotides long. It is a transcript of the gene ATP6AP2, whose product is annotated as ATPase H+ transporting accessory protein 2. Gene Ontology annotation, biological process: positive regulation of Wnt signaling pathway. Gene Ontology annotation, cellular component: membrane; external side of plasma membrane. The transcript is spliced from 9 exons. Gene Ontology annotation, molecular function: signaling receptor activity. NCBI's taxonomy places the organism in Eukaryota, Metazoa, Chordata, Mammalia, Artiodactyla, Physeteridae. The coding region runs from base 121 to 1176 and encodes 351 amino acids. The record is from RefSeq and is a predicted model, not a curated record.